CUGCCGGGCGCUAAACCACGCCGCUAAUAUCCAAAUUCGGACAUAGGAUUUUGUUGCUUCGGAGGUAACAGGGAACAGGGAUUCAUCUGCCAUCUGCCCCUCUUCGAUCUUUCUGUCGUACAGUACAGAGUACCCAGUAUUUAUAUCUCCAUCUCCUCCUCAAUUCCUCCCUAGGCCUUAACAUCAACACCAAUUUACUCUCCCCCCCCAAGACCCUCAAAAUGACCUCCAACAACCUCUCAACAUGCUGCAUAACGGGUACCCUCCACGAAGGCGAACCCAAGGGCACAAUCCAAGACAUUGAGAACAUCUCAACCUACAUCACCCACCCCCCCACCGCAACCAAAAAAGCCAUCCUCCUCCUCACCGACGUAAUCGGCCACCGCUUCCUCAACGCCCAACUCCUCGCCGACCAAUUCGCCGCCGCCGGGUAUCUCGUCCUCAUGCCCGACCUCUUCACCGGCGACAGCGUGCCCCUCAACCGGCCCGAGGGCUUCCAGAUCAUGGAGUGGGCCAAGGGCCACCAGCCGGCGCACACCGACCCCAUCAUCCAGACGGCCCUGAACCACAUCCGGUCCACGCUGGGGUGUGAGCGGGUCGGCGGCGUCGGGUAUUGUUUUGGGGGGAAGUAUGUGGCCCGGUUUUUGAAGGUGGAUGGGGGCUUGGAUGUGGGGUUUACGGCGCAUCCGACGAUGAUGACGGCCGAAGAGUUGGCGGCGGUGGAGGGGCCGUUUUGUGUUGCUGCUGCGCAACAUGAUCCGAUCUUCUCCGCGGAGAAGCGACGCGAGAGCGAGGAGAUCCUUGGUAAGAAGGAUCAGCCCUGGCAGAUUAGUGUGUACUCCGAUGUGGAGCAUGGGUUUGCGGUGCGCGGGGAUCCCGCGGCGCGGCGCGUGAGGUUCGCGAAGGAGCAGGCGUUUCAGCAGGCGGUGGCGUGGUUUGGGGAGUAUUUGUGAUUGGGAUUUGGUGGUUGAAUUCAGGAAGAUGGGGAGAGUGGGUAGUAGAUGAAUGCCAAGGCUGGACUGGAAGUAUCUUCCGAGAAUGAGGCCUUUCUCUUAUGUUCACUUCAAGUCAGCAAGUAGUGGAACGAGAGAUUGAUCCUCCACCAUCGAUGCUUCUCCAUUACUCAGUCCAUUUGCUACGUCUACUACGUAUACAGCAGCAUACCCCCCAAAAGCCAAUCACAUUGCGCAGCAGCGGUC
Aspergillus fijiensis CBS 313.89 is the source of this 1199-nucleotide messenger RNA. Its product is annotated as alpha/beta-hydrolase. Gene Ontology annotation, molecular function: hydrolase activity. Bases 222 to 953 code for a protein of 243 amino acids. The transcript is spliced from 3 exons. The record is from RefSeq and is a predicted model, not a curated record. Lineage: Eukaryota; Fungi; Ascomycota; Eurotiomycetes; Eurotiales; Aspergillaceae.